Messenger RNA from Passer montanus (Eurasian tree sparrow), 1880 nucleotides. RefSeq lists its product as uncharacterized. The record is from RefSeq and is a predicted model, not a curated record. The transcript is spliced from 3 exons. The coding region runs from base 894 to 1514 and encodes 206 amino acids. NCBI's taxonomy places the organism in Eukaryota, Metazoa, Chordata, Aves, Passeriformes, Passeridae.
ACUUAAAGCAGUUAUGCUCGAGAAUUAAACCAGUUACACCAGUUACACUGGAGAAUUCAACCAGUUGAACCAGUUACACCAGUUAAAUCGGUUCUGUUAGACAAAUAAACCAGUUACAGCAAUUACAAUGGAGAAUUAAACCAGUUACACCAGUUACACUGGGGAAUUAAACCAGUUACACCAAUUAAAAAGCUUCUGGUAGAGAAAUAAACCGGUUACAACAGUUUCACUGGAGAAUUAAAGCAGUUACAGCAGUUAUCUGAGUUGUGGUGGAGAAAUGAACCGGUUCCACCAGUUAAACCAGUUAAAGGCAGUCCCGUGCCCCUCCCAGGGACCCCAAACCCCCCGGGGCUCCCCCAGGUUCCUGCCCCAGGUGUGUCCCUGCCGAGCCGGGGCCAUCCCGGGACUGGCGACUUUAGGGAGGCGACAAACCCGGCUGAGUUUUGUUUCCGUUCACACGGAAUUCUGAAACGCUGCCAAAAUUCCCCGGGGGAGGAGGAAGAGGCGGGGGAGGGAGGAUUUCAAGAGGAACAAAAGUAAAGGAUUUCUCGGAAAUCACGGAGAGUUCAGGAAUGAAAAUCUGAGGAGCUGUGCGAGACCCAAACGGGGUGAGAACGGCAGGGAGCAGCCACGGCAGUGCCGAAAACACCGGGAGGAGAGCCCGGAGUGGGGAGAAGGGUCUGGAAUGAGGGAGAGCCAGAGCUGAGGAGAUCCCGGAGUUGAGGAGAUCCCGGAGCUGAGGAGAUCCCGGAGCUGAGGAGAUCCCGGAGCUGAGGAGAUCCUGGAGGUGAGGAGAUCCCGGAGCUGAGGAGAUCCCGGAGCUGAGGAGAUCCCGGAGCUGAGGAGAUCCCAGAGCUGAGGAGAUCCCGGAGCUGAGGAGAUCCCGAGCCAGGAUGGGAUCGUUACUGAGCCGCUCUGUGGAGAUCCAGAUCUCCAACAACACCCAGAACAUCACCCUGAGGAACCCCAGGACCUUCUUCGACUGUGGCCGCUGCUCCAAGCCCCCCCUGCCAGAGUUGUUCCCCGGCUCCAGUGACAUCUGCCACUUCCCAGGCGACUUCCCGUUCUGGGGCGUGGCGGGGAUCCUGGUCUACGAGGCCGACUCCUUCACCCUGGCCAUCCACUUCUCCAACCCCAUCGACUACAAAAAGUUCUCCAUGGAGCUGGGCCUGGAGCUGUCCCCAGGUAGGGCCCACCUGGACAGUUUGGGCACCACCUACGCCCGCAUGGCCAAGGGAACCUACUCCAGCUCCUGCCUGGACAUCAAGUUCACCCGCGUGGUGGUGGGCAGCAGCCACGGGACCGCCCAGCUGAGCCACGGCCCCGUCAUGGUGAUGGCCACCAUGUCCAGAAACACCAACUCCACCAUCAAGGUGGUGCUGACAGAGCAGAGGGGAUCGGGGGAGGAAGGCGGGGAAGAGGCACCCCAGGAUGGCGUGAGAAACAGGUCCAGGAGGAGCGAGAACCUGCUGGACUUCGACUGGGACGUCAAGGAGAACCCUGGAAGGGCGUGAAAGGCCUGAGAAUCCUGCAGGCAUCACCAGAACCCCGUGGACACUUCUAGAAACCUGUGGGUGCAUACAGAAGCAUGGAGACAGCUAUGAAACCUUGUAGGACACUCUAGAACCCCAUAGUCACUGCUAGAACCCCAUAAGCACCUCUAGAACCCUGUAGACAGCUCUAGAACCUCAUGGAUGCAUAUAGAAACCUGGAGAAACAGAUAAACACUGGUAGAAACCUCUAGAAUCCCGUAGGCACAUCUAGAACCCUGUAGGCAGCUCUAGAACCCCGCAGACGCUCCGGGACAUCCUUCAGCAGAACCUCACGGGCACCGGAGGAACCUCAGAGAAAGCUCCAGAACCUCCAGGGCAGAAUGGACA